GUACCUUUUCAGCUUUAACAACACCAUCAUUGAUUAUCCAUCUAUUGAACGACAGCAAUCACAAUUCCAAUCAAUCAGCUUAUCACGUUCAUAAUCACAUCUACACUAUGUUCAGUCCUCAAAGACGUCAAAUCUUGGGCGCAAAAGGACGUUUGAGUCCAAAGAAGCCCGGUCUUGGCACAGAAGAAGCAGCAAAUGUUGGACCAAAACAAUUAUUCAACGAUCUAAAACAGACAUCAUCCAAGAAAGCAUCAACUUCAGCAUCCAUAUUUGGAGGAACAAACAAGUCUCGUGCAUUUGGUGAGAAAACAAACAGAUCUCCUCAACGAUCAAAUGAAGAACAUGACGCGGGAAGUGUACCAGUCAAACCGAGAACCACACAUAGCCCUACCAAGGGAAAAUUGAAGUCCAGCAUUCAACGUUCCGGUUUCGUCACUCCAUCUGCUAACAUUGGCCACGCAGGUGCAUUGCGAAUGCAGAUGGGAGAAUUUUUGGAUGCAAGAGCAGGGAAUGGAAUUCAAUCAGUGGAAAAAAGUGACAGUUCCGUGACUGUAGAUGGAAGAGUCAUGACCGAGGAAGAAUUAUACCCAGAGAUCGAAUAUAUGCCACCUCCUGUUGAAGUCCCUUACGACUUUCCAGCAGAGUUAGAUGGCCUACCGCGUGGAGCAGAGAUGGGGGAUAUGCUUCAAUCAAUCGUUGCAGAAGGUUUUUACAAACCACAAAGACCGGAAUCGAUCGAAAUGCAAAGACGAGAGGAUUUGGAGAAUGUGCCUGAUCCUUCGAUCGACGACUUUGUGGAGAAAACGUGGCCUCAAGUGGAGCAAAGAGGAGUGAAGCCGCUUGAAACGUCAAAGAGGACCGCUUCGUCAUCUCAUGGAACAGGAAAGGCACCAUCAGUCCGCCCAAUUACCCAAGCGAUUCGCAAGCCUUUCACAUCAUCAAGGGAAACCAAAUCAAACACACAAACCACAGGAAGACGAGCACCGGUUGUUACGGAAAAGAAAGCAGUUUCUGUCCAAAAGAAGCCCUUCAGUACCGCCUCAACCACUCCAAGAACCAACCUGGCAUCAAAGAGCACUGGAUCAAGUGCUGUUCCAUCCAAAGUAAAAGCAUUAUCUCUUAAGGAUAAUAAUACCCAAGUACGUCGAGGAAAUGGACCGACAAAGUCAAAGUUGGAUGACUUUGAGAAUGACAAAUUAGCCAAAUCGAUUCAAGCCAAAUUCUUGCGUGCAGAGCAGGAAAAUGGUUUUGAAGGAUUUGAAUUGUAACGACCUUCAUCUGUAUCAUAUUAUAUCUUCAUCUAUUCACAUUAUACCUUUAUCAAGCAUAUUUAAUUCAUUCUUUCAAUAAUUCGAG
Molecule: messenger RNA, 1356 nt
Organism: Meira miltonrushii
Lineage: Eukaryota; Fungi; Basidiomycota; Exobasidiomycetes; Exobasidiales; Brachybasidiaceae
Exons: 1
Coding region: 108-1268 (386 amino acids)
Source: RefSeq, a predicted model, not a curated record